This is a messenger RNA of Quercus robur (English oak), 627 nucleotides long. RefSeq lists its product as uncharacterized. Bases 1 to 627 code for a protein of 208 amino acids. The record is from RefSeq and is a predicted model, not a curated record. NCBI's taxonomy places the organism in Eukaryota, Viridiplantae, Streptophyta, Magnoliopsida, Fagales, Fagaceae. The transcript has a single exon. Gene Ontology annotation, molecular function: nucleic acid binding; RNA-DNA hybrid ribonuclease activity.
AUGAAAUUUGAUGGGUCUUCUACUAUCCAGUCUGGAGGGGUAGGAGUAGUUUUGUAUCAUGAAAAAGACAAGGCAGUGGCGCUAUCAUUCAAGCUAGAAUUCCCCUGUUCAAACAACACGGCGGAGUACGAAGCCUACUUAACCGGGCUCGCCACGGCUCUCCAAAUAAGAGUUAAACAUUUGAGGGUAUUGGGAGAUUCGAACUUGGUUGUCUGUCAGGCCAAGGGAAGCUUUUCCUUAAAAGAGCCCAGCCGAGCCCCAUACAGAGCGAUGGCCCAGAGGAUGGAAGAAAAAUUCUCAACCUUCGAAAUAGAGCAUUCUCCGAGAAACAAAAACCAAUUUGCAAACGCAUUAGCUGCACUAGGAUCGCAAAUAAUCUUCGAAGGGGAUAACAUCAGGAUAGAAGUCAGCAAAAGGGAGGAGUCCAUCAUUGAGGUGUUGAAGGAAAAGUUCCGUGAGGAACAGGGCGAAGGGGAUUGGCGAAUCCCCAUAAGGGAAGUCUUGAUAAAAGGAGAAGAUGCUGCGGAAUUAAAAAUACUAAAAGAUUACACCUUGGUGGGAGAAGGGCUAUACCGCAGGAUGCCAGGUGGGGUCUUGUCCAGAUGUGUGGGGCAAGAGGAAGCCUAG